This is a messenger RNA of Camelina sativa (false flax), 606 nucleotides long. The record is from RefSeq and is a predicted model, not a curated record. Lineage: Eukaryota; Viridiplantae; Streptophyta; Magnoliopsida; Brassicales; Brassicaceae.
AUGUUGUUGAGGAACUUAGGAUUCCGCAAGUUCAAGGGAGAUCCGAACAUUGUGUUAGCAGAUGCAUGGAUAAAAGAAUUGGAGAAUAAUUUUGAAAUGACAAACUGCCCAGAGGAGUAUAGGAGAAGAGUUGCAGUCAAUUUCUUAGAACAAGAUGCUCGUGCAUGGUGGGAUACUGUGGUACCUCGUUAUCGUUUUCAAACUAUAACGUGGGAAAUGUUUAAGAGGGAGUUUGAGCUGAAAUAUUUUCCACCAGAGUCACGCGAUCGACUAGAGAAUCAGUUCCUGCAACUGGAACAAGGUGAGAUGACCGUACGAGCUUACGGAAGAGUCUUUACCAGACUUCGGAGGUAUUUGUACCAAGGAAAUGAUGAUGAGUUAGCCAUGGCCCGGAGAUUCUUUCAUGGACUCAGGCCAGACAUAAAGGGGAGGUUGCACGCUGUGACAUACCGCAGUGUCGCAGAAGUAGAGGAGAGGGCAGUGAGUGUUGAGGAAGCCAUUGAGACCGAGAAUGAGAUUUCGGCCAAGGAGAAAAAGAAGGAACCGGUCCAGCAGACUAAGAUUGUGAACACCCGAAAGGUGAAUCAAGUGGCAGGACGAAAUUAG